AUGUCUGUCCAAUAUGACUCUUCAGCUGCCCUGUCAGAUGCUACUUGGGUGGCUGUCAUACUGAGCGAACGAGAUGUCGCAGGUCAAAUCCCACUUAACUAUGUGACGAACCCUGCUGUAUCAUUGUCGGCUGCCUGCUUUGGAAACCGCAUCUAUGAUAGAGACAACGCUGCGAAAUGUUUCUCCAAUCUCCUAGCAAUCGGGUACCGACGUCUUGUUGUCGAUCUAUAUUGGUCGGUCAACCGUAGGACGUGGUCUUUCUGUCCGGUGUCUAUUCCAGUUAGAUCUGGGGCGUCUGUAUCCUCAGAGUCCAAGAGAAGGGAUUCUGAGACUGACAAUGAUGAUUCACCUGAACCCACUCUCUAUGAGCUAGGGCCAUACAAGUGCACCGACGACCUUGGUCCUGACACCUUGGUAGAAGUACUAGUUGGUUAUUUCGAAGACACAGACAACCAGUUGACUGUGUACACCACCUAUCUCGUCCUCAAUCUCCACGUCGCUGCAAGUGUCUCCACGCCAGAUGAGCCUGCCUCUGCCAUCUCGGGAGGUCAGUUGCCAUCGGAAACUGAGCGAGCAGGCUCAAUCCUCGGGACGGCCCUUAGUGAGUUUAUCUACACCCCGGCUCAGCUUGCCUCGGACCGAAGCAAUUUAAACGAGUCAUGGUAUAAGGUCGACCAGAGCUAUAUGCCCAUCACAGAGUAUUUCACCGUUCAUGAAAAUGAAAAGGGCGAACAGAGCACCCCAGAUGGCUGGCCAUCAUCAAAAUACAUUCAGCUCGCGAAACGCGAUCGAGUGCUCAUUGAAUAUGGCUCUGUCGAUUCCCAACUGGUGCAUUACAAUCUGUCUACCACAGACAAUUCGGUCUUCUUUCCCGGAUACCUGACUUCUGAUGUGAAUGUCUCCGCAACCACCAACGGCACUCUUACUUCAGGCUGUCUGUAUGAGCCUGGGCUCACACGCGUGUCUCAAACCAACUCAUCAUGGGCUAUAUCCAAUCACCUCCCUGUCCCUGAUGGUCUUUCCACAGAUGAGACGAUGGAUUCGCUAGCAUAUGUUCUCUCUAACCUUACAGCUUGUGGUCUCUCGCCAAUGCUCAACACCACUCUCUUCGGUCAGACCGCAGACCAACAAGUUGAACAUUACCGUAAUGUCUCCCUCUCUUCUUCCUGGGCUUGGGCAAUUGGUGAGCCACACGACGCAAACUAUGCCGGCAGCGAUGGUGAUCCCAAGUAUGACCGCUGUGCGAUCAUGGAUCUAACGCUCGAUGGCCACUGGCGAUCCAUGAACUGCACUGAGCAGCGGCGUGGCGCCUGUCGAAUCGGUCAUUCGCCUUUCUCCUGGGUCCUGUCAAAUAAAUCCGACACUUUCUCCAACGUGUCGAACACCUGUCCACCAGGUUCGAGCUUCGCUGUACCGCGUACCGGUCUAGAAAACACGUAUCUCUACAAACAUCUGCUCUCUCUGCCAGAGACAAAAGUCGACUUGAGUUCCACAGACCCCGCCCUCCGAGAGGUCUUUGUAAACUUCAACUCGAGGGAUAUUACUUCCUGUUGGAUAUCCGGUGGCUAUGGUGCGACUUGUCCUUAUGCCUCUGACCCGCAGCAACUCGAGCGCGAAACUGUGCUUGUCGCCGCAAUUGCAGGUAUCAUCAUUCUCAUUAUCACAGCCCUGACUUUCUUCGUCAAAUGCAACGCCAACCGCCGCAAUUCCCGGCGCAGAAAGCGUGUCAUUGCAGGGUGGGAAUAUGAAGGUGUUCCCUCGUGA
This is a messenger RNA of Penicillium robsamsonii, 1764 nucleotides long. RefSeq names its product Lectin C-type domain protein. The record is from RefSeq and is a predicted model, not a curated record. The coding region runs from base 1 to 1764 and encodes 587 amino acids. The transcript has 2 exons. NCBI's taxonomy places the organism in Eukaryota, Fungi, Ascomycota, Eurotiomycetes, Eurotiales, Aspergillaceae.